AUGUCCUCCUCUAUCCGUACUACGGUCCAUGAGUCUCUUCCUUACGUUGACCCCGAGCCCACGCCCGCCGAACGUGCAGCCGCUGAAUCCCUGAUCGCCCAAGAACAGCAAUCCUCCGACUCUCCAUCUCCUUCCAACCUCCCCCCCCUCCCUUCACCAAAAUUCACCCCCGCCAUAACCGGCGAACUCACACGUAUCGCCUCUAAGCAGCCUCUACGCGCAAUCGACCUGACUCGGUACGAAGCCAGCGAUAUUGACCCCUCCUCCACAUCCUCUGAUCCUUCACACCUACAAACCGAGCUCUCGCGUGCCUAUACCGCCGCCACAUACCUGUCCGGCCGACACACACAUCUACAGCUUCUAGACAGCUUCGGCAAGAAUGCUUGGCUAGUCGGAAACUGGCAGUUAGAAGCUGAGCUGCGGAGCCUAGAGCAAGAACUUGACGCCGCCAAAAAGGAGAUCGACGUCGUUAAUAUUCAGCGGAAGCGCGUUCAAGAUGAGGUUGGCGGCGAGCUGAAGGGGCUCGACGAGGCUUGGAGACGAGGUAUCGGUAAGGUGCUCGAGACCGAGAUUGCUACCGAAGGAUUGAGACAGCAAGUUUUGGAAAGACAAAGAAGUAGCGCUUGA
Daldinia childiae is the source of this 627-nucleotide messenger RNA. RefSeq names its product Pre-mRNA-splicing factor SPF27. The record is from RefSeq and is a predicted model, not a curated record. Gene Ontology annotation, cellular component: catalytic step 2 spliceosome; precatalytic spliceosome; Prp19 complex. The transcript has 2 exons. Gene Ontology annotation, biological process: mRNA processing. Bases 1 to 627 code for a protein of 208 amino acids. NCBI's taxonomy places the organism in Eukaryota, Fungi, Ascomycota, Sordariomycetes, Xylariales, Hypoxylaceae.